Messenger RNA from Topomyia yanbarensis, 2023 nucleotides. RefSeq names its product leukotriene A-4 hydrolase. Lineage: Eukaryota; Metazoa; Arthropoda; Insecta; Diptera; Culicidae. The record is from RefSeq and is a predicted model, not a curated record. The transcript is spliced from 8 exons. Gene Ontology annotation, molecular function: aminopeptidase activity; epoxide hydrolase activity; metallopeptidase activity. Gene Ontology annotation, biological process: peptide catabolic process; proteolysis. Gene Ontology annotation, cellular component: cytosol. Bases 147 to 1982 code for a protein of 611 amino acids.
GCUUGCUGGUAUGAAUUUGAUAACUGCCGUGUAUUGAACAAUCAGUUUUUAUCUGUUGCAAUUAAAGAUAGGUCCGUUUUCAGCAAAAUCCCAAAAUAAUAUAGCUUAUUCGCUGGAUAAUAAUUCUUAAAUCAAUCACCAUCAAAAUGCGUUUAAGCCCGACGGAUCCCAGUUCAUAUUCAAAUGCCCAUGAGCUGAUUAUUCAUCACGUGGACCUUGAUUGGAAGGUUAACUUCGAAAAGUGUACUAUCUCUGGGAAGGCUGCGCUACAUUUCAAAACUCUGAAAGAUGACGUUGAAGAAAUUUUUCUAGAUUCUAGCGAGCUGAAAAUCAUAUCCAUAACGGUCAAAACAUCUGCAGGUGAGAUACCGUUGAGUUGGGAUAUCGGAGCACACGUCGAGAAUAUUGGCUCAAAACUUACAGUAUACUUACCCUCAAAGACGUCCGGUGAACUGGUGGUAGUAGUUGAGUACGAGACGGAUCCGAAGGCAAGCGCCCUCCAGUGGUUAACGGCUGAACAAACAUGCGGGAAAAAGCAUCCGUAUUUGUUUAGCCAAUGUCAAGCGAUCCAUGCUCGAUCAGUACUACCUUGUCAGGACUCACCAGCCGUUAAAUUCACCUACAAUGCCACGAUUCACCAUCCGUCGAACGUUAUUGGUUUGAUGAGCGCGGUUAAAAAAGCUUCGAAACCAAAAGUUUCGUACUUUGAACAAAAAAUACCCAUUCCAAGCUAUUUACUGGCCAUUGUUGUCGGUGCACUUGUGGAGAAAACAAUCGGCCCCAUCUCCAGCGUUUGGGCAGAAAAAGAGCAAAUUGAAGAGGCGGCGGAAGAGUUCUCCCAAACAGCGGAUUUCAUUUCCAAAGCCGAAGAAAUAUGUGGACCAUACGUGUGGGGGCGCUAUGAUCUUCUGGUCAUGCCACCGAGCUUCCCAUUUGGUGGAAUGGAAAAUCCAUGUCUCACGUUUGUGACACCUACUCUUCUGGCUGGCGACAAGUCACUGGCAACGGUGGUUGCGCAUGAAAUUGCCCAUAGCUGGACGGGCAAUUUGGUGACUAAUAGAAACUUUGAGCAUUUUUGGUUGAAUGAAGGAUUUACGGUUUUUGUCGAGCAAAAAAUUGUUGGGCGGUUGUUCGGUAGUGCGGUACGGGACUUCCAUGCUUUACAUGGAUUGAGUGAGCUGACAGAUUGUAUAAAAACGCAACUGUCGGCAACUCCGGAACUGACGAAGUUGGUAGUGGAUCUAAGCGAGUGUUCUCCCGAUGAUGCCUUUUCUACAGUACCCUACAUUAAAGGAUCUACUUUUUUGCGUUACCUCGAAGAUUUGUUUGAUGGACCGGCAAAGUUUGAACCCUUCUUUAGAUCUUACCUCAAUAAGUUCAAGUAUCAAUCGGUUUUGACUAGCGAUUUUAGGACGGCUUUGUACGAAUGGUUCCGGGCCGAUCCAGCUAAUGAAGUUUUGUUGGAGCGCAUUGAUUGGGACCAGUGGCUUUUUGGUCAGGGUUUGCCACCGGUGAUUCCAAACUAUGAUCGAUCCUUACUGGACGCUUGUAAAAAGCAUGCUACACUGUGGGCGGAUAACGAACUUGACAGCAUCAAAUCUUCUUCAAUACUGACGGAGAAACUGACUAGUAUUCAAACUAUCGAAUUUUUGGCGCAGUUACUGGAUAAAAAGAAAAUCAAAGAUUUAACAUCGGAGAAAAUCGAAUUGCUUGGUCAAACAUACGACCUUCAUGCAACCCGAAAUUCUGAGUUGCGCUUCAGAUUUGUUCGUUUGUACAUUCGCGCUAGGAUGAUGGAUAAAAUGGACGAAAUUCUGAGCUUUUUGAAUAGCAACUUCCGCAUGAAAUUUGUUCGUCCAAUCUACAAGGAACUAGCCGGCUGGCAAGAAGCUAAACCAAUUGCUGUUGCAAACUAUAACAAAGUUAAAGAUCAGAUGAUGUCUAUGUGUGCCUACGGCGUUUCCAAGGAUUUGGACAUUUGAAAUGAUAUUAAAUAUUAAUAAAAUGUAUCGAACUUGUUAAA